AUGACGCUGUGCUCUGUUUUUAAUUGUAAUGAAAGAAGUGAAAAGCAAUCGUCAUCUGGAGUUCAUUUUCAUAUGUUUCCAUGUCAUUCAAAAUCACCUACUAGGUUUCGAAGUUGGGUCAAUUAUUGUAAACGAAAAAACUUUAACCCCGGUUAUAGCGCGAGAAUUUGUUCAAAGCAUUUUAAGUCUGAAGACUAUAACCAGUCAGAUUUAUUACGACAACAAUUAAUGCCCAAUAUAAAAGUCAAAGUAAAACUUAACACAAAUGCUGUUCCUACGGUUCCUCAAAAUAUACCCUGCUCUACUUCAAAUUCUUCAAAUUUAUCCGAACGAGAAAAAAGAAAAAGAAAAAAGAAAAAAAAAGAAAUUAUAUCUUCUAUAAUGACAAGUACACCAAAAAAGUUAAAGCUUAGUGGAAUAGCUGGUUGUGUGACACACAAUGUUUUAUUCAACAAACUAGUUUUAGACAAAGAUGUUUUAAAUAUUUCUCGUCAUAAAAUGAUUUUAAAGUCUAAAAAAAAACAGAAAAAAAAAGUUUUGUGUAAAAGUGAACCACAAAAUAAAGUCUGGUGA
This is a messenger RNA of Macrosiphum euphorbiae (potato aphid), 573 nucleotides long. Lineage: Eukaryota; Metazoa; Arthropoda; Insecta; Hemiptera; Aphididae. The record is from the annotation of a GenBank genome assembly.